AUUACAGAAGAUGACAACAAAACUAAACAAAAGACAGAUUAGUUCAGUUGACUUCAACCUCAUAUGCACACAUAUGCACUCUAUUGACCUGUGCCUCAUAAAAGUAACCAAUAAACCAAUAAGGGGCAGGGAGUUUCAUUGCAAAGAGGGAAAAGAGCAAAGAGCAUUACUGUAUAUCUUGGUGCUGGAGCUCACUUGCACUGAAACACUUCAACCAGGCAUUUGUCCUGCGCAGCAAGGACUCAGCAUGCUACCUCAGUAUUCAGAGAAAGAGCUGCUAAUACCUCAAGAGGUUACAUUGCACUUCUAAUAAUCCAAGGUUCAGAAAAGCUAGGGUUGGAAUUUGAGAGCCGAUUACUCACUUUAACACACUGCAGCAACAAGACGACUUUUGCUUCUUUUUGGCUUUUUUUUUUUUUUUAAGGACUCUCUCUGGAACUCUUUGGCCAGGAUUUUAUUUACUUUGACGGAUAUCUGUGAGCUAAUGUUCUUAUUUUAUUUUGUUUUGUGUAAUGAGGGAAGACUAAUUCUGCAUAUGCUAGAGUAACAGUAUUUUUUGCACAUCAAGGCAUUUAAGGAAGCUACCAACAGCAGAAUUUAGUGCCACUGAUAAUAAGUCACCUUGUGCAGUUCUGAUAACUGAAAACUAUGCCGUUUGGUGACCUCCUGGAGAUGGUGGGCAGCACAGGGCGCUUCCAGGUCCUACAUGUGACCCUCCUCUCCAUCCCUGUCCUGAUGAUGGCCAGUCACAACCUGUUGCAGAACUUUGUGGCCAAUGUGCCUCUUCACUACUGCAAGGCACACACAAACCUCUCUCAGUCCCAGCUGAGCCCAGAGGAAACCCUGCUGAUCACAGUGCCACUAGAUCAAAAAGGAAAGCCAGAGAGGUGCCAGCGUUACGUUACUCCACAAUGGCACCUUCUGGUUAAGAAUGGGAGUUCAGCGGAGCAGGUAGACACACAUGGUUUUGAUGUCGACCUGCAGGGAUGCACAGACGGGUGGUCCUAUGACAUAACUGAGAGGAGCUCCACAAUCAUAUCUGAUUGGGAUUUGGUGUGUGACAUGCGCUCUUUGAAGCAAAUGGGACAAACUGUCUAUAUGGGAGGUGUGCUUGUGGGAGCUGUUAUCUUUGGAGGUCUUUCAGACAGAUAUGGUCGACGCAUCCUCCUUCUCAUCUCUAACAUGCUGAUGGCCGUGUCAGGAACAUGUGUCGCUUUCUCGAACUCCUUUGCCCUCUUUUGCCUGUUCCGGUUUGGUUGUGGCAUGGCUCUGUCUGGCCUGGGACUCAAUACCUUCUCACUCAUUGUGGAGUGGAUCCCCACUCGUGUCAGGACAGUGGUGGGGACAUUAACAGGUUACUGUUACACAUUGGGGCAGUUAUUCUUGGCAGUCUUAGCCUACUUCAUUCGGGACUGGAGGUGGUUAACCCUGGCUGUGUCUCUGCCCUUCUAUGUCUUCUUCCUCUUCUCUUGGUGGUUUCAUGAAUCUUCAAGAUGGUUGGUCCUGAGUAAUAAUUCGGAAAAAGCCAUCAAGAACCUUAAAAGUGUGGCCAGAUUUAAUGGGCGCCAUGAAGAGGGAGAAAAAAUUGACAUUAAAAUGCUGCAGGAGUCCAUGAAGAAAGAGAUGUCCGGUUCACAGGGUUCCUACUCUGUCCUGGAUCUGUUCCGCACACCCACAAUGAGGUCUAUGACAGUCUGCCUCAGUGCUGUCUGGUUAUCCACAAGCUUUGCCUACUAUGGUCUUGCUAUGGAUCUGCAAAAGUUUGGAGUGGACAUCUACUUAAUACAAGUGAUCUUUGGAGCUGUUGACAUCCCUGCUAAAAUUAUCAUGACUGUGUCUAUGAGUUUUAUUGGACGCCGUCCAUCACAGUCUGGUGCCCUCAUACUUGCCGGAAUCACUAUUUUGAUCAACGUGCUGGUACCGUACGAACAACAGACUGUACGUACCUGUCUGGCUGUCAUGGGUAAAGGUUGUCUUGCUGCCUCCUUCAAUUGCUGCUACCUUUACUCUGGAGAACUGUUCCCGACCAUCAUUCGUCAGAAUGGCAUGGGCUGUGUUUCCAUGAUGGCUCGUGUAGGAGCCAUGGUGGCCCCCAUGGUGAUUCUUACAAGAGACUCUAUACCUUGGCUACCAGGUUUAAUCUAUGGAGGAGCUCCGAUUCUCAGUGGAGUGGCCGCAAUAUUUCUUCCAGAGACACUUGGCUCACCUCUUCCGGACACAAUACAAGAUGUGGAGGACAGGGGAUCUGGGAGAAGAUCCAAAAUGGCACCAAAGGAAGCCAUAAGCUUGCAAGACACACAGGCGGAUCUCCUAAAGCCGGCUGCCUGAGGGCAUCUCUAUUAUACUCCUGAUGUUUUUGCUGACAUGUUAAUUAAAGUAGAGUGGGUGCUGCUUUUUCUCUGGCUUGUUUAUUUGUUUGAUUUCUAUAAAGAGUUUAUUGUGUCUUACGACUGCUGAAUAAAUGGAGUUCCAAUGUUAUUUUCCUGAACAGGUCAACAGCGAAAUGAAAACAGUGAAAUGAAUAGCUGCAAACACUCAGACCUAUGUUUAUUUGCUAUACAGUAGCUUUGAGGACUUAAGUCUUACUUCAGUUCUGUUUUUUUAUUUUACAUAUCUGUAUUAAAACAUAAUAAUUCCUUUAUAUCAGCCUUCUUCACGUUAUACUAUGCUUACACUUUAAAUAAUAUUCAACCUUGUAUUUGUGAACAAAAAUGUAUUUUCACUAAAAUC
Messenger RNA from Larimichthys crocea (large yellow croaker), 2730 nucleotides. RefSeq names its product solute carrier family 22 member 6, like (gene slc22a6l). Gene Ontology annotation, molecular function: transmembrane transporter activity. Bases 649 to 2328 code for a protein of 559 amino acids. Gene Ontology annotation, cellular component: membrane. The transcript has 11 exons. NCBI's taxonomy places the organism in Eukaryota, Metazoa, Chordata, Actinopteri, Sciaenidae. The record is from RefSeq and is a predicted model, not a curated record. Gene Ontology annotation, biological process: transmembrane transport.